Penicillium pulvis is the source of this 1278-nucleotide messenger RNA. RefSeq lists its product as uncharacterized. Gene Ontology annotation, cellular component: cytoplasm; mitochondrial matrix. Gene Ontology annotation, biological process: L-arginine biosynthetic process. The record is from RefSeq and is a predicted model, not a curated record. The coding region runs from base 1 to 1278 and encodes 425 amino acids. The transcript has a single exon. Gene Ontology annotation, molecular function: arginine binding; L-glutamate N-acetyltransferase activity, acting on acetyl-CoA as donor; N-acetyl-gamma-glutamyl-phosphate reductase (NADP+) activity. Lineage: Eukaryota; Fungi; Ascomycota; Eurotiomycetes; Eurotiales; Aspergillaceae.
AUGAUGUCCCUUCGCUCCGCUGUGCGGAGAGCUUCCACCAAGCCCCUCCGAUCCUUCUCCGCACCACACACUGUCUCCCCCCUUCGCAGUGUGAUUGCCCGCGCCCCGGUGUCGACUCCUCAGCGCCAGAGCCGUGCCUACUCUCGUGCUACUGACCCUCACCUGACCUCUACUCGCAACACUGUCGUGCAGCUGUUGAGCAACAUUGGCUCCAAGCGUGAGGUGCAGCAGUACCUCUCCCACUUCACCUCAGUCUCCUCCCAGCAAUUCGCCGUUAUCAAGGUCGGUGGUGCUAUCAUUACUGAGCACCUGCAGACCCUCUCUUCCGCUCUUGCAUUCCUUAACCAUGUCGGCCUCUACCCGAUCGUCGUUCACGGCGCUGGCCCGCAACUGAACCGUAUGCUGGAGGCCGCGGGCGUCGAGCCCCAGUUCGAGGAUGGAAUCCGAGUUACCGAUGGUAAGACCCUGGCACUGGCUCGCAAGCUUUUCCUGGAGGAGAACAUGAAGCUGGUUGAGGAGUUGGAGCGCAUGGGUGUGCGUGCUCGUCCCUUGACCGCGGGUGUUUUCUCCGCCGACUACUUGGACAAGCCCAAGUACAACCUGGUCGGUAAGAUCAAUGGUGUCGACAAGAAGCCCAUUGAGUCCGCUAUCGCUGCGGGCUGCUUGCCUAUCCUGACCUCCAUGGCCGAGACCCCCGAUGGACAGGUUCUCAACGUUAACGCGGACGUCGCGGCCGGCGAGCUGGCCCGCGCUCUGCAGCCAUUGAAGAUUGUCUACCUGGCUGAGAAGGGUGGUCUCUUCAACGGUGACACUGGCGAGAAGAUCUCUGCCAUUAACCUGGAUGAGGAGUACGAUCACCUGAUGACUCAGUGGUGGGUGCGUCACGGUACUCGCCUCAAGAUCAAGGAGAUGAAGGACCUCCUGAGCGAUCUUCCUCGCUCCUCCAGCGUGGCUAUCAUCCACCCUGCUGAUCUCCAGAAGGAGUUGUUCACCGACUCCGGCGCUGGUACUCUGAUCCGCCGCGGUAACAAGAUCCACGUCAAGACCUCUCUCUCAGAGUUCGAGGACCUGCAGGCGCUCAAGGAUGUUCUCAUCCGUGAUCGUGAGGGUCUUGAUGCCCGUGCCGUUGUUGACCGUUACGUCGAGGGUCUCAAGGAGCACGAGUUCAAGAUCUACUACGAUGACCCCAUGGAGGCCCUGGCUGUUGUUCUGCCCCCCAGAACGGCUCUGUCGUUGCCCAGAUGGCUACUUUCACCAUCACCAAGUCGGGUUGGUUGA